Molecule: messenger RNA, 1296 nt
Organism: Trametes versicolor FP-101664 SS1
Lineage: Eukaryota; Fungi; Basidiomycota; Agaricomycetes; Polyporales; Polyporaceae
Exons: 7
Coding region: 1-1296 (431 amino acids)
Cellular component (GO): centrosome; cytosol; nucleoplasm
Source: RefSeq, a predicted model, not a curated record
AUGGAGGACCAGGCAUCGGCCGCUCUGCAACAUGCAAAGGAGCUGCGUGUUCCGCGCGAGUUUGCAAAAUACGACGACCAGUCCGAGCCGGAGGUCAUCAUCCGUCUCGAGCAGUGGAAGCAGAAGGCGUGCGACGUCCUUCUCGCUUUGCGCGACGACCUCCGCACCCAGCAGAACAUCACGGUAUCGGCUCAGGCAGCGGUCGUUUAUGCUACCGCCACGUUUGACGGUGAGGGUCCUUGGGUACUCGACUCGAGCAGGAAGACUGCGCAAGAUGUACUAUCCUCGUUCGAGAAGCCUAACACCGACCUGUUGGAGCGUAUACUCCGUGACUCCGUGAAGCCCGUAUUCGCUCUGAACCCACAUCCGAAUAUCAAUGCGGAUACGGGUCGCAAACUCCCUCAUGCAGCCGGAGGAGCUCUGGGCCAGCUCGACUAUCUAGAAGGGCAAGAGUGGAAGUCGCAUCCAGAACUAUACAACGUCUUAUCCUGGAGUAUACGCCACGCGGAUGACCGUAACAUCGAGAGGCUAUGGCAUAUGUUCGUCCCUCCGAUCAUGACAUACCUCGACGACUACCAAGCUGCAUUUAAGCUGCAUGGCGUGGAUCUGGUGGUGCAUUUACUCACAAUCACACCUGCGCAACUUCUACGUAGGACUGGCAUGGAUGUCUUGCUCGCUACUUCUCUCAAAACGUGUUUGACGUUCCUACACAAUCCAGAGACCCCUGAGUUGAUCCGUCGCGCGGUCACCGCGUAUUUGCGCUUGGUGGAGUGCACGACAUCGCGAGGGUCAGUCGCGCGUUUUGAUCAGCUAUGCUCAUUGCUGGGAGAUAGCAUCAUCGGCAACGUCUGGGUCUACGCUUCGCGCGAACUCGAUACUCUUCAGGCAUCCUUGGAUACUAUUCCUGAAAUUGUCGAAGCCUUGGACAUCGGAACUGCGCGUUAUCUCAAGGCACUGAUCCCGCAACUAGUCUUACCUCUGAUUCCGGCGCCGGAGAACGACACUUCUGUGGCAUACAAACUGGCAUCUACCCGCGCGCUUUCUGCAGUGAUACGGAUGAGCACGCCCAGGAUACCCCAGUGGAGGGGCACUAUCCUUGAGGCCGUACUUAAAUGCUGGGUAGACCUCUCAAAUCGCGGUAUUAGCGAUGCAGAAUGCUCAACACUCAAAGACGAGUUACGCAGUGUGUGUGCGGCCCUCACCUCGGCAUGUCACCCAGUGGUACCCGAGUUCGAUCGUCUCCUGGUACUUGACUCCGAGAUGUUUGGGCCUCUCUUGGGCUCACCUACUGCGUAA